AUGCCAGCCACUCCCGCAAAUGAACAGCCCAAAGAACCGGAAGUACGUGCGACAGCGUCCCAUGGACAGAACGAGCCAAGCAUUGUUAUAUGGCCGUCAGGAGCAUCGCAGCCGUUAUCGGAGCAAGACUCGAGUAUUGGUGAUGAUAUAAAAGAACGCCAUAACAUGUAUAUACCCUCUUCACAGGCACUCGAGUCUGAUUCUGAGGCACAAAAUGGUCGGCCGUCCGUCUUAUUUGAGAAACUGCCCAAGGUUCCCAGGCCACCACGUACGGCAUCUUCAUCGGACCAGGCAUGGAAGACACUCACGAGCGUUCCGAGCCGCAAUGGCCAGGAUUCCAUGCCCGAACGUACGGGCCACGGCCGGCGCGCCUCUGUAUUGUCUAUGAAGACGGAUGGGGGCGUGGAUAGACCCCGUCGCCUUUCCUACAGUAGCUACAACGACGAACCCAACACAGAUAACAGUGACGUUAUUAUCGGACAAGGCACAACGGACCUCGAAACUGGUGCUCGAGUACCCCAUGAAGUCAAAGAUACCAGCUCGCUUGAGGAUAAAGAGGCUGAUACAAUCAUUGUCGAGUGGGACGGCGACGACAAAGAGCUCGGCAUGACAUGGUCGCUCACAUAUCGUGCAUAUGUGGCUAUUCUUGUCGGCGCAUUAUCGAUUGCGUCAACGAUGACAUCGUCGCUGCCAUCCAACUUGAUGCCCAAGACGGCGGCGCACUUUGGUGUGUCAGAAGAAGUCAUCAAACUUUCGACGUUCAUUUUCCUUGGUGGAUAUUGCUUCGGACCUCUCCUUUGGGCUCCAUACUCUGAACUGUAUGGUGUCAGAUGGCCCUUUAUUUUUUCUAUGGCUGGCCUCACGAUUUUCAACAUGGCAUGUGCAUUGGCGCCCAAUAUUGGUGGGCUUAUUGCUUUUCGUUUCUUGGCUGGCGUAUUCGCAUCAUGCCCACUAGUCGUCGGUGGUGGCGCUAUGGCGAAUAUCUGGCCAAAGGAGUUGCUGGGUUUGGGAAUGUGUGUGUUUUCCAUGUCACCCAUGGCCGGCCCCGCAUGUGGUCCCGUCAUUGGUGGAUACGUGGCCGUAGUUAAGUCGGCUACGUGGCGUUGGGGCUUUUGGGCCUGUACGAUUCUAUCAGGAUUUCUCACGCUUCUUACGUUCUUGACUCUGAAAGAGACCAACCAGGUUAUUACUUUGAAGAAAAAGGCCCAACGUCUGCGCAAGGAGACAGGUGACAAUCGAUACAAGGCUCCUGUUGAACUCCGCACGAUUGACCUACGCGAGCUUGCGACCCGUUGGCUCAUUUUGCCCAUCCUCAUGUUUGUGUACGAGCCCAUGUUACAGGCUAUCACUAUGUAUAUGUCAUUCGUGUACGGUGUGCUGUACCUCUUUUUUGAAGCAUUUCCUGUUGUGUUUGGUGCCCAUGGCCUCAACAAUCUCCAAACUGGUCUUACCUUCUUGGGUUUCCUGCUCGGAUGUAUUAUUGGCGGCCUCUUUUACAUUUUUGUUGAGAAUCCACGGUAUGUGAAACUGAUGAGGGCAAAUCCACAAGGAGCGCCUCCACCUGAAGAACGGCUGAUGGUUUGUAUGUAUGGCGCACCUAUUCUUGUCAUUUCUCUAUUUUGGUUUGGUUGGACGUCGUACCCUUGGAUUUCCAUUUGGUCGCCCAUUGCAGCAGCCUGCUUUUAUGGCAUUGCCAUGUUCUUUGUUUAUUUCGCUCUCAUGACAUUUAUUGCUGAUGCAUACCGAGCCCAAACAGCCUGUGCACUCUCAGCAAACACAAUUGUCCGUUCUACAUUUGGUCUUGGAUUUCCUUUGUUUGCCUCUCAAAUGUUUGUUAAACUGAACCCUCGAUGGGCAUCCACUGUCCUGGCGUUUAUUUCCGUUGCUUUAUUCCCAAUUCCUUUCGUGUUGUACAAGUAUGGCCCUUGGCUGCGCUCCAAGGCAAAGUAUGCAUUCGGAGAGGACAACUAG
Messenger RNA from Malassezia restricta, 1971 nucleotides. RefSeq names its product transporter. NCBI's taxonomy places the organism in Eukaryota, Fungi, Basidiomycota, Malasseziomycetes, Malasseziales, Malasseziaceae. The transcript is spliced from 3 exons. The coding region runs from base 1 to 1971 and encodes 656 amino acids. Gene Ontology annotation, molecular function: transmembrane transporter activity. Gene Ontology annotation, biological process: transmembrane transport. The record is from RefSeq and is a predicted model, not a curated record.